AUGAUACCAUCCUACCUCAACCCGAUUCCGUCUCUGCCCAAGCCUCUGGGACCGCACAAGGUCGGGACGACAGAGCUCGAGAUUCCAGUAUCGGAAAUCCCGUCGUCAUCACCAGUGCCCGAUCAGAGAGUUGCCACCGUCAAAUUCCGAGUUUUCUAUCCUGCCACAGAAUCAGCGACCUUGAAGAAAUCCUCAGUGCCCUGGUUGCCGCGGCCACAGCGAACCUGGCAGCAAGCGUACGCCAGCUUUCUAGGGGCCAAUCCACGCGUCUCGUCCUUCUUCUCCUAUCUACCAUUCACCAUCAACUACACUACUCUCCCAGCACUGGCCGAUGCGCCGCUGUUAUCCAGGGAUUCGCCCACCCUGUUCCCUAUGGCCAUCUUCUCCCACGGCCUGGGUGGCAAUUUCAACACUUACAGCUCAAUAUGUACGUCCCUGGCUAGCUUUGGCGUAGUAUGUGUCGCUCCAGAACACCGAGAUGGAAGUGCGCCAACGUCUCUCAUACGAUCUGCGGACGGUUCGACCACUGCGAUCCCGUACCAGAAGCUCGCUCAUAGCCCGACGGCCGAAGUCUUGAAUGCGCGCAAUGCACAGCUCCGAAUCCGCUUGUGGGAGCUUGAGCUUCUCUUCACCGCACUGACGGGGCUGAAUGAAGGCAAAGAAUUCACAAACUACGCUAGCUCAGACACCACCGUGCCCGAGGAGAUGCCUUCCUUUGAGAACAAACUCAAUCUCCGACCUGGCCAAGUAAGCUGGGUUGGCCACUCUUUCGGCGCCGCAACGAUCGUCCAGUUCAUCAAGUCAGUCUACUACCAUGAAUCGCUUCCCUCGCUGAAAGGCACACCGUACGAGAACGACAUGGACUGGCGACCUUUGUACAAGCCGGCGGCCAACCAUGACCUCGUGCGGCAAAUAACACCGUCCUCACCAGUUGGACUGCUCGACUUAUGGACGAUGCCUCUACGUGGAGAAGUGACGCAGUGGUUGUGGGAAAGACCGCUCCCCUGUUACGACCGCAAAGCCGACGACAGCACCACACCGAAUGUUGUCGCAAUUGUGACGGCCGAGUUUUACAAGUAUACCGACCUGCUGAACCGAAUGAAAGCCUCGCUGUCGGCAGACCCCGUCGAAUCCAUGCACUCUUUCGACUCUCGAAAGUCGUCAUCACCAUCCGACACUUCCAUCGGGGUUGAGCCCACCGUGUCUCCACCACUCGACAAAGCCGCAUUGGAACCAGAGCUCAGUACCGAAAGAGUCGGAAGCGCCGCCGCAUCAGAUGGUGUUGAGUCACAAUCGCCAUCGCCUCUCUCAAGCCGGACCUCGACCCCGAGUAAUGAGUCGAUGUCAAAAGAACGAGACUCGAGUGCGUCCAGCUCCAUGACUUCAUUCACACCCAUGGUUGAGUCGCAGGACGGCAUUACGCCGAAGCUGUUCCUCAUACCAAACAGUGCGCACCUCUCGCAGUCGGACUUUGGUGUCCUGUUCCCCCGACUGACGCGGUACCUGAUGAAUGCCCAAGAGCCAGAGGAGACACUGAACCUGAACGUACGAGCAGUAUUGGCCGUGAUGAGAGGUGCCGGUCUAGAUACCGCUGCCUAUCGCUCCGGGGAAGAUAGCAAUACUGAAAUCGACACCAUUCUGACACACCGGUGUACCGAGAAGAGAUUCGUUCCUGUACCACUUACUUCAUGA
This is a messenger RNA of Exophiala spinifera, 1692 nucleotides long. RefSeq lists its product as uncharacterized. Gene Ontology annotation, molecular function: 1-alkyl-2-acetylglycerophosphocholine esterase activity. NCBI's taxonomy places the organism in Eukaryota, Fungi, Ascomycota, Eurotiomycetes, Chaetothyriales, Herpotrichiellaceae. The transcript has a single exon. Bases 1 to 1692 code for a protein of 563 amino acids. The record is from RefSeq and is a predicted model, not a curated record.